This is a messenger RNA of Gopherus evgoodei (Goodes thornscrub tortoise), 1470 nucleotides long. RefSeq names its product solute carrier family 7 member 13 (gene SLC7A13). Gene Ontology annotation, molecular function: L-amino acid transmembrane transporter activity. Gene Ontology annotation, biological process: amino acid transmembrane transport. Bases 1 to 1470 code for a protein of 489 amino acids. Gene Ontology annotation, cellular component: membrane. The transcript has 4 exons. The record is from RefSeq and is a predicted model, not a curated record. NCBI's taxonomy places the organism in Eukaryota, Metazoa, Chordata, Testudines, Testudinidae.
AUGGGAAAAGGAAAGCAUGACUAUCUCAAAGAAGAAGUGAGAGGUAAUGAAAAUGACAGGAUGCAGCUCAAAAGAACUAUAGGGUAUUUUGAUGGGGUAAAUUUUAUUAUAGGCACCAUAGUAGGUGCAGGGAUCUUUGUGUCUCCCACAGGAGUGCUACAAUACUCCUUACUUAAUGUGGGUGUUGCGCUAAGCAUCUGGACUGCUUGUGGAGUAAUAUCACUGAUGGGAGCCCUCUGUUAUGCAGAGCUGGGGACUGCCCUACCAUUAUCUGGAGGAGAAUACAGUCACAUAAAAAGAGCGCUUGGAUCCCUACCUGCUUUCAUCUUUAUCUGGACGGCAAUGUUUACCAAACCAGCAUCAAAUGCUACUCGAGCCUUGUUGUUUGCUGAAUACGCUACCCAACCUUUCUAUGGUGUAUGCCCUGCACCGGAGCUGCUAAAGAAAUGCUUGGCUUUGACCGUUCUUUGGUCUCUGGGGAUUCUGAAUGGCCGAAGUGUCAAAAUGGCUACUUGGGUCCAAACUGUUUUCACAGUACUGAAGAUGAUGGCACUAUCUGUAAUUGGCAUAGGAGGCAUUGUUCUGCUGGUUAGAGGAAGAAAGGAGAAUUUAGUAAGGUUUGAGAAUGCAUUCAGCUCAGAGAUUCCUGAUGCCUCACAGAUUGCUGAAGCCUUUUUCCAGGGAUUAUAUGCAUAUGGCGGUUGGUGGUCCCUCAAUUACAUGGCAGAAGAGAUGAUAAAUCCUAGUAGAAAUAUCCCCUUGACUGUGAUGACUGCACUUCCUGCAGUGACUUUGUUUUAUUUACUUGUAAACAUCUCGUACUUGACAGUUCUGACACCUAAGGAAAUUGUCUCCUCAGUUGCUGUGGCAGUCACUUGGGCUGACAGAGUGAUCCCCUCCAUUGCUUGGGUCAUUCCUCUCUCCGUUGCUGCCUCAAUAUUUGGUGCCCUCAACAGCAGCAUGUUUACAUUAGGACGAUUAAGUUAUGCUGGAAGUCAGUCAGGACACUUGCCUGUUUUAAUAUCCAUGCUUAACGUCCACUAUUGGACUCCGGCACCGGCCAUGAUUUUUUCAACCAUCAUUGCAUCCAUUUUUAUUAUCCCAGCUGAUCUAAUUACUUUAACAAAUUACUUUGGAUUUUCUGUAUGGCUUAUGGUUGGACUGACUUGUGCCAGCCUGAUUGUACUCCGAUACCGGGAACCUACUCUACAGCGACCAUACAAGGUGUUUUUACCAGUUGCAUUUGUGAUGGUGGCAGUUUCUUUGUUCUUAGUAUUGGCUCCUAUAGUCUGGGCUCCCAAGAUGCAGUAUAUCUAUGCCCUUCUCUUUAUGUUGGGGGGCCUUCUGGUGUACCUGCCCUUUGUACAUUUUAAAUUACAUUUUGAUUUUGUUGACAAAAUUACUUGUUAUUUACAGCUACUGUUGGAAGUUUCUCCUGCUGAUGUAUCUGCUGAGGAUAAAUAUGAGUGA